AUGGUUCAAUCUGCUGUUUUAGGUUUCCCAAGAAUCGGACCAAAUAGAGAAUUAAAGAAGGCUACUGAAGCUUACUGGAAUGGUAAGACUUCUGCUGAAGAUCUAUUAAAGGUCGGUAAGGAAAUCAGAGAACAAAACUGGAAAUUACAAAAGGAAGCCGGUGUCGACAUCAUUGCUUCUAAUGAUUUCUCUUUCUACGAUCAAGUUCUAGAUUUAUCUGUUUUGUUUAACGUUAUUCCAGAACGUUACACUAAGUAUCAAUUACCUCAAUUAGAUGUCUUGUUUGCCAUGGGUAGAGGUCUACAAAGAAAAGCCACUGAUUCUGAACCAGCUGUUGAUGUUACUGCUUUAGAGAUGGUUAAAUGGUUUGAUUCUAACUACCAUUACGUUAGACCAACUUUCGGUAAGAACUUAUCUUUCAAAUUAAAUGGUCAAAAACCAGUUGAUGAAUUCUUAGAAGCUAAGGCUCUUGGUAUUCAAACUAGACCAGUCUUAGUUGGUCCAGUUUCUUACUUAUACUUAGGUAAGGCUGACAAAGAUAACUUGGAACUAGAUCCAAUUUCUUUAUUAGAUCAAUUAUUACCUCUAUAUACUGAAAUUUUACAAAAAUUGGCUGCUGCUGGUGCCACUGAAGUUCAAUUAGAUGAACCAACUCUAGUUCUAGAUCUUCCAGCUAAUGUUCAAGCUGCUGUUAAAAAGGCUUACACUUACUUCGGUCAACAAUCUAACUUACCAAAGAUCACUCUAGCUUCUUAUUUCGGUACUGUUGUUCCAAACUUGGAAUCUCUAAAGAAUCUACCAGUUUCAGGUUUCCAUUUCGAUUUUGUUAGAGCUCCAGAACAAUUCAACGAUGUUCUAGCUGCCAUUGGUCAAAACCAAACUCUAUCUGUCGGUAUUGUUGAUGGUAGAAACAUCUGGAAGAACAACUUUGCUAAGUCCUCUUCUUUCGUUCAACAAGCUAUUGCUAAACUAGGUGCUGAAAGAGUUAUUGUCGCUACUUCUUCCUCUUUAUUACACACUCCAGUUGAUUUAGAAAAUGAAUCUAAGUUGGAUGCUGAACUAAAGAACUACUUCUCUUUUGCUACUCAAAAGCUAGGUGAAGUUGUUACUAUUGCCAAGAACGUUUCUGGUCAAGAUGUCUCAGCUGCUUUACAAGCUAACGCUUCCGCUAUUACUGCUAGAGCCAACUCUACCUUCAUUAACGAUCAAACUGUUAAGGACAGAGUUUCCUCCAUCGAUGCUAAGAUGUCAACUAGAGCUGCUCCAUUCCCUCAAAGACUUGCUGAACAACAACCUGUCUUCAACUUACCACUGUUCCCAACUACCACUAUUGGUUCUUUCCCACAAACUAAGGACAUCAGAAUCAACAGAAACAAGUUCAACAAAGGUCAACUAUCUGCUGAAGAAUACGAAAAGUUCAUCAACUCCGAAAUUGAAAGAGUUAUUAGAUUCCAAGAAGAAAUUGAUCUAGAUGUUCUAGUUCAUGGUGAACCAGAAAGAAACGAUAUGGUUCAAUACUUCGGUGAACAACUAAAGGGCUACGCUUUCACUACAAACGGUUGGGUUCAAUCUUAUGGUUCUAGAUAUGUUAGACCACCUAUUAUUGUCGGUGAUCUAUCUAGACCAAAGGCCAUGUCUGUCAAGGAAUCUGUCUACGCUCAAUCCAUCACUAAGAAGCAUGUCAAGGGUAUGUUAACUGGUCCAAUCACCUGUCUAAGAUGGUCUUUCCCAAGAGAUGACAUUGAUCAACAAACUCAAGCUUAUCAAUUAGCUUUGGCUCUAAGAGAUGAAGUUAAUGAUCUAGAAGCUGCCGGUAUUAAGAUUAUCCAAGUUGAUGAACCAGCUAUCAGAGAAGGUCUACCACUAAGAGCUGGUGCCGAAAGAUCUGCUUACCAAGUCUGGGCUGCUGAAGCUUUCAGAGUUGCUACUUCUGGUGUUUCUAACAAGACUCAAAUCCAUUCUCAUUUCUGUUACUCUGAUUUGGAUCCAAACCAUAUCAAGGCUCUAGAUGCUGAUGUUGUUUCUAUCGAAUUCUCCAAGAAGGACGAUGCCAACUACAUUGCUGAAUUCAAGGAUUAUCCAAAUCAUAUUGGUCUAGGUCUAUUCGAUAUUCACUCCCCAAGAGUUCCAUCUACUCAAGAAUUCAUUACCAAGAUUGAAACUAUUCUAAAGACUUACCCAGCUGAAAAGUUCUGGGUUAACCCAGAUUGUGGUUUGAAGACCAGAGGUUGGGAUGAAACCAGAGAAUCUUUGACUCACAUGGUUGAAGCUGCUAAGUACUUCCGUAACCAAUACCAAAAAUAA
Messenger RNA from Maudiozyma saulgeensis, 2304 nucleotides. Lineage: Eukaryota; Fungi; Ascomycota; Saccharomycetes; Saccharomycetales; Saccharomycetaceae. The record is from the annotation of a GenBank genome assembly.